Sciurus carolinensis (gray squirrel) is the source of this 7522-nucleotide messenger RNA. RefSeq names its product G protein-coupled receptor 137B (gene Gpr137b). Gene Ontology annotation, cellular component: lysosomal membrane. The record is from RefSeq and is a predicted model, not a curated record. Gene Ontology annotation, biological process: positive regulation of TORC1 signaling; negative regulation of osteoclast differentiation; regulation of autophagy. The transcript is spliced from 7 exons. NCBI's taxonomy places the organism in Eukaryota, Metazoa, Chordata, Mammalia, Rodentia, Sciuridae. Bases 286 to 1482 code for a protein of 398 amino acids.
UGCGGUGCUACAGGUGGGCGGCGGGCUGGACCCUGCGCGCCGUGCGGUGCCCGGGAGGGAGCGGGCGCGCGGUGCGGUGGCCGGGAUGGGCGGGCCGGGCGCGCCGUGCCGUGCGCGGGCGCGCGGUCCUGGGGGCGCGGCGCUGCCAAUCGCAGACAAAGGCCGCCCAGGGAAUCAUGUGGUGCCGCGGGAGGAAGUGCCGCUUGUUUUCUUUCCUCCGGCCUCGGGGCUGCGGCGGAGCGCGAUGCGCGGAGACCCCCGCGGGGGCGGGGGCGGGGAGCCCCGAUGAGACCCGAGCGCCCCCGGCCGCGCCGCAGCGCCCCCGGCCCGAUGGAGGCACCGCCCUGGGACCCGGCGCACAACGACUCGCUGCCGCCCACGCUGACCCCGGCCGUGCCCCCCUACGUGAAGCUCGGCCUCACGGUGGUCUACACCGUGUUCUACGCGCUGCUCUUCGUGUUCAUCUACGCGCAGCUCUGGCUGGUGCUGCGCUACCGCCACAAGCGGCUCAGCUACCAGAGCGUCUUCCUCUUCCUCUGCCUUUUCUGGGCCUCGCUGCGGACCGUCCUCUUCUCCUUCUACUUCAAAGACUUCGUGGCGGCCAACUCGCUCAGCCCCUUCGUCUUCUGGCUGCUCUACUGCUUCCCCGUGUGCCUGCAGUUCUUCACCCUCACGCUGAUGAACUUGUACUUCACGCAGGUGAUCUUCAAAGCCAAGUCAAAAUACUCUCCAGAAUUACUCAAAUACCGGUUGCCCCUCUACCUGGCCUCGCUCUUCAUUAGUCUCGUUUUCCUGUUGGUGAAUUUAACCUGCGCUGUGCUGGUGAAGACGGGCAACUGGGAGAGGAAGGUCAUCGUCUCUGUGCGAGUGGCCAUUAAUGACACGCUCUUCGUGCUGUGUGCUGUCUCUCUCUCCAUCUGUCUCUACAAAAUCUCUAAGAUGUCCUUAGCCAACAUCUACUUGGAGUCUAAGGGCUCCUCUGUGUGCCAAGUGACUGCCAUCGGUGUCACCGUCAUCCUGCUGUACACCUCGCGGGCCUGCUACAACCUGUUCAUCUUGUCCUUCUCUCAGAUUGAGAAUGUCCACUCCUUUGAUUACGACUGGUACAACGUAUCUGACCAGGCAGACCUGAAAAAUCAGCUGGGGGACGCUGGCUACGUGGUGUUCGGAGUGGUGCUUUUCGUGUGGGAACUCUUGCCCACCUCCUUGGUGGUUUACUUCUUCCGAGUUAGAAAUCCUGCCAAGGGCCUUACCAACCCUGGAAUGGUCCCCAGCCAUGGAUUCAAUCCCAGAUCUUAUUUCUUUGACAACCCUCGAAGAUACGACAGUGAUGACGACCUUGCCUGGAACAUUGCACCUCAGGGACUUCAGGGCAGUUUUGCUCCAGACUACUAUGAUUGGGGACAACAAACUAACAGCUUCCCAGCACAAGGAACUUCGCAAGACUCAACUUUGGAUCCCGACAAACCAAGCCAUGGGUAGCAUCAGUGACAUUUUUACUGAAGAUUCUGUUGAAAAGCUUCAGAAAGACAAACUUAAUGACCGCUGAGAUUUUAGGGCACUUUUCUCCAAGAAAUAGGACUUGAUUUUUAUUGUAGGUUUUUUCCUAAUGGCUCAAUAGAACCAAGCAAUAAUUUAGAUUCAUAAACCCUUAUUUUCAGUACUAAUAAGCGAGCCUGGCUAUUUCAUUGGCUAUAACUUAAAAUCUGUACUUUUAUAAAAUUGUAUUUUAUAUAACUUAAAUAAUAACGCUAAAGUAUACUAGGGUUUUUCCUUGAGAAUGUUACUGCAAUAUACAUUGUAGUUUGCACAUCCUUUAUGCAUAAUUCACUUUAAAAGUAUAGAAUACAUGGUCUAAUAGUUGAAGGCUUUUGAACUGAAGUUCUUCUCAAAUCCUUACCUCUGAAGGUCACACAGAUUCCUCCACAUUAGUAAACUCCUAAGUUACAAUUCAUGUCUAGAAAGCCAAUUGUGACUGCAGUGUUAAAUGAAAUGGAAUUAUCAGUUUUUAAGAUAACUGGCUCUUUAGAGUUUUCUGAAGACCCAGGUGUUUGGUCUCAAUCUUACAUUUUGCCAAAAGUCUGGUACUUCCUUUCAUCAGGACACCAAUGUAUGUACUUCAGUGAUAACAAGCUGAUUACAUUAACAGUGUAGCUGACUGACACUAUUAAAUCACUUCUGCUAUAUUCAUAGUGAUUUUGCAUAAUUUUUACAUUUCAAUGAAAUUAAACAUUACUUCAGGAGUAUGGCCAGAUCCCACCUUUCCCAACUCGGUGAACAUUGACUUCUUAAGGAGAAACCACGAGGUUCCCAAAAAGGCGUUAAAUUGGGCUAAAAUUCUCUGGAAUCAAUUUUUCUGUAAUCUCCAGCCAUGUUUAAAAUGCCUCGAACAGCUCCAUAAGCAGCUGGCUAGAAGCUGCAGGUUUGAACCAACAAUGGGCUGCAAUAUGCUAUUAGGGUGGGGGGCAUUUUCCAAACAAUUGCUGAAAGUUAUCUUCAUGAAACACAUCUCGAACCAAAAGUGCCAUCUUAAAACCUCCAGACUUCCACUGUUUCCUCCCAAGCUGCCCACGGGAGGCUGAAGGUGCCCAUCUUCCACACGGCGAGCCUCAAGCUCUAGAGGAAGUAUCCCUGCCACAGAGAAAGGACCAUUCUAUUCCACCUCGCCUGCAAAGUCUCAUCUUGGGACAGAGGGAAGGACAAGUGAGAAGGAUUUGUGACUCCUACUUCCCACUCUGGUCUUCAGGAAUAACUGAUCUCUGGACAUUAACUUCACAGAGACAACUCUACUUUCCCUUAUUCUGAUGGUAUUUAAAAUCAAGAUCUCAAGUUCAAAUGAGUCAUGAUUGGGUUUUUCAGAAUAUCUUUAUUCUUGAUAAUCUCAGAACACUGUCUUUACAUACAUGGAAUAAUCUGGGUCACAUACCAUUUAAAAUAGUUACUUGCAGGGAAAAUUUUACACUGAAGCAAAGCUUGCACCAAUUAUUCAGGUUGCCUUAAAAUAGUAUUAUAUAUUAUUAUUCUAAACAGCAUUAAGAAGCCCCCAUUGUGGCCAGUCUCAUGUUUAGGGAGUUCACAGGAUCAAGGUAAAGUGCACAUGCACACACAACGGGGAACUCCAGUGUCCCAUGACAACUCCUGCUUGCCUUUGGGCCACACUACCGCUAUGCUGGGGGAAUGCAGGCAGAUGCACCAUAUCCUACAGCUAAGUCAUUUCUUCAGAAAGUCCUGUGCUCUUCACUAUUUGGUCAGCUAAGGACAAGUGUAUCAUAAAAGCACAAAAUUAUGGCACUUAUCCAAUAGUACAUAAACACUAUUUAAUUCUCUUGUUAUUAGGAGGAAACCCUAAAUCCCCAGCACCAAAUAACAGAAGCCACAAUCCAUUUUUAUGAUAGGUUGGUAGUAUUUAUGUGAACUAUUUUUUGUUGGAAAGGAUGUUUUAAGUGCCUGUUCUGCCCCUCCUCCUUUUAAAAAAAUAAUGUGAAACUUUUAGGAAUAAUGUCAACCCACACUAGAAUAGAAAUGAAAACUGUCUGUCAGACUCUCAUCCUCUCACAGGACCAUGUAUCCUGCAAGAUGCCGCAGGGACAGUGUAGGAAGGAAAAGUGAGUUUCCCCUGAGCUUCUGGAUUUACUUGCCCUGCUAGGUAUGCUGGCAAAACUGUUCUUCAUGUGGACUAUUGAAUGCUAAGACAGGCAGAGGAAUAAUGACUUCUAGUUCUAAAAUGCCCAGUGUCCCCUUGUUUUAAAGUAAAAUGAAAUUUAAACCUUGAUAACAUGCAAGUUAAAAGUGCCUGGAGAAGAGGCAACACUACUGAAAAUUCUGUACCACUGCAGUCCGAUGCAGCAUGCUGAUGUCUCUGUGACUACUGAAGACACGGCUGCCUCUGCAGUGAACAGUCCUACCUGCUCUGUGGAGGUUAUCUUUCACUGGCUUGCUUUUCCAUUUUAUAAUUAGGAGUUCUGCUUAGCUGGUGGCACACCUCUGUAAUCCCAGUGACCUGAGAGGUUAAGGCAAGAGGAUUGCAAGUUUGAAGCCAGUCUAGUGACUUAGCAAGACCCUACCUCAAAAUAAAAAGGGCUGGAGAUGUAACCCAGUGAAACGCCCGUGGGUUCAAUCUCUAUUACCACCUCACAAAAAAAUUCUGAUUAUUACAAUUCACACAUCCAUGACAUUUAGUUAUGCCAACUUGAUCUUGCAUGUUACCAGACACUUUUUAACACCGUGCUAGUCCCACAGUCAUCCGCUUAGAUCAAGCAAACUCACUAGUCCCUCCCACAUUCCACCUUUCACUCAAAUUCAUGACAACUGGUCUUUGGGGUCCUUUGCUGUUGAGCCAACACUUGAAUCCCUGUUAGAGCAUAUAAGCAUUAACUCUAGAGCUUCAGAAGUGCUGUGAGAAAAAUUUUCAUUUAUAUCUACAUACUGAACAUUACUACAAAUUUUUUUUUUUUUUUUUUUUUAAAUUCUGGUGCUGGGGAUUGAACCCAGAGCCUCUAGUUAGCUAACAGAAUGGUAAGUUACAUGGUGGCAGGGACAUCUGUCACUCAUUUGCUGCUGUGCUAGGAAAGUGCUCUGCCACUGAACUAUGUCCUGUGUCCCUGUUUUAUUUUUUUAAUAGGUAAACUUACAUUAGAACUAAAUAGGUCUUAUUUAUUUUUUAAAAUAUCCUUACACCUUAGACUGCUAGAUAAUAUACAUACACUGGUAUGGAGAAAUCUGAUAUACAUUUCUACUUUUUAUCCUAUGUGAGAAUUUUAUUAAAAACAUUUCCAAUUGUGCAUAAACUAUUUACAACUUCUUACAGUUCCAGACGGAACAGCUGUUCGAAUGAAUCAGGGUAAACAGUGUUCUUCUCCAAGAUUCUAUUAAUAAACCACUUCAAGUAAGGAAACCUCUGUUAAAAGUGGCAGUGUGCACAAGGGAAUGGGAUUCAAUGUCUAAUGAGUCAUUUCUGUGCUACACUGGACUGAACUCAGGAGCAACCAUAUAUUAACCCUACUCUUGGCCUUUAGCAGGGACACGUGGAAAGCCCUGUCCUGAGCCCUGCUCAACAUGCCUGAUGUCUGCUAAGGAUGUCCCUGUGCCCCAACCCUCUGGGCCAGGGCGUGGUACCAUAUCUAUGCAGUGCAGAGUAAGGUUGGCUGCUCAGGUCAAGUUAUAUAGGUUCGAAGUGCUCAAAUCCAAAUCCAGUGAUUCAACAGCUCUUGGCAUCUACCUGCUUCUUCCACGGCUGGAUUCCCUACCUCUUCCUAGUCCUUGAGCCAUGGCUGAGCCCUGCCCUGUAUUCCCUGACACUAACACAGUGGUAAGUAAUCCUUUCAGUUCCAAAUCUGAUCUGUCCUUUUGGAGUUGGUUGCAUUACCACUCAAAAUAUUAACUUUAAAAUUUCGGAACAGACUUUCUGGUCCUGACUUUAGCCUAGGCAGACCUGGAGUUCAGAGGCCUACUUCCUUCAGCUGAACUGUGACCUCCAUCUUUCCAGUUUUCAUAAACUCAAAGUCCUCCCUUCCUCUAUUGCUUCCUGUGGCCAGGACCUUUUGCUGAUCAGUCUCACCUGCACCCCCCCCCCCAGCAGUCCCUCCAGACCCUCUGCAGCCUCAAGCCUAGAGUUCUUUGAAGACAUUAAAGUAUAAAUUGGUACUGGUCUGGAUAAACACUGCUUUCUCAGGGUCAUUCAGCCUAAGUGACUGAGUAUCCACAGAGUGCUUCUCCCUGGUGCAAUCACUAGCCCAGAAUCUGGACUUCAGGUCUACACAGUUUAGACCUGCUAAGAGAGAUGUGCUCUAAAGGCCCCAGGAAAAGGUACACACUUGUAGGAUGUUGGCCUGUGAAACCAACUCUGCCCUGCACAGUGGCAUCAGGGGAGUGACUUUACCUGUGGAGCCUGAUGGCAGUGUCAGGAAGACACCAUAGUUCAUUCCACCCAGAGUGCCUUCUGAUCUAGAUGGGAUUCUAGGUUGGCUUGUGUCUUCCUCAGCUGACAUUUUGUCUUUGGGUGCAUUCUCAGUAUAAACAGAAUAAUCUAGUUAGCUAACAGAAUGGUUACACGGUGGCACUGUCACUCAUUUGCUGCUGAAUUUCUAGCUCCUAAAGGUGAGUGAACACUCACAUCCGUUCUUCUGGUAGAUAUUUUUUAAGGUACCUUCUGCACUUGCACUUAUAUCUAUUGCUUAUUGAUUGUACAAGCUUAGUACUUAUUUAAGAGCUCCUCUUUCUUGUCUUAAUCUUUUAUGGAUAUCCAACUUUUGGGCAAACCAUUCAUAAUGGGGUAAAAAGGUAUGUUAACUUUUCAUCCUAUAACCAAAUAUCUGACAAAAGUAACUUAGAGAAGGAAAACAAUUUAGAAGAAAGAUGUUGAGCUCAUAGCAGCAAGGAAGCAACCAGUGGGGAGGGGGAGGGAAAAGAAACCCACCGAGGGCUUACUUCCUCCCACUGGGUCCCACCUCUCAGUGUUCCAUUCAGCUCUCAGUAGAUGGAUUAAUUCACUACGAGGCCAGAGCCCUCAUGAUGUAAUCAUUUCCUAAAAGCCCCACCUCUGAGCCUUGUUGCACUGGGGACCAUGCUUUUAACACAUGAGCUUCUGGGGACAUGCAGGUCCAAAUCUUAACAAAAGGUAAUGAGAAUUUUAUAAGAUAAUCCUCAAAUCAUCCUUGGAAACUAAUCUUAAAAUAGAAGCACCAAGAUGAAAUUCUGUCCACACGGGCACUGUCUUGUGCCUCUAUUUUCCUUCACCUAUUUGACAAAUAUAAUACUAAAAUAAUUAGAGUAGUAAAAUAUUAAUCUUUACCAGUAAGCAGUGACAAGUGCAACCCUUGAGAGAGAACAAUGAGGCAGAGUUUUAGCAUGUUUUCAGGAUUUUUUUAAGCUCACAUGGAAAAGCAAAUAAGAAUAGCUAGAAACACUGGGGGAAAUGGAGAAAGAGAGAGGGAAGGAAUGAAAGACAACCAGUGCACAGAUAUUAAAAAAUACAGCCUGUAUAAUUAGAACAGUGUGGUACUGCCACAUUUACACACUGAUCAGUGAAACAGAACCCAGGUAGAGCUAAAAGUGCAUAUGGGACUUGAGAUAUGACACAUAGACUCUCAGCCAGGCAUGAUAGUACAUGCAUGUUGUCCCAGCUGCUUGGGAGGCUGAGUUGAGAGAAGUGUGUAAGCUCAUGAGUUCAAGUCCAGCCUGGGCAAAAAAAGAACCCAUCUCAAAAAAUAAAAUAUAGGGCUGGGGAUAUAGCUCAGUUGGUAGAAUGCUUGCCUUGCGAGCAUAAGGCCUUGGGUUCAAUCCCCAGCACCGCAAAAAAAAUAAAUAAAUAAAUAAAUAAAUAAAAUAAAAUAAAAUAAAAUAUAGCCUCUCCAACUAGUGAGGAAAAGAUGACCUGUUCAGGUAAAGGUACUGGUGCAACUAGGUGGUAAUCUGUGGAAAAAAUUGGGUUUACCAGGAUACAUUUCAAGGAAUCAAAAUUUGAACGUUAAAAAAAAAAUACCAUAAACGUUCUAGAAGAAACUGGUGAAUUAUUCCACUGUUC